GAGAAAAAGAGAUUUGAGCUUCUUACAUGAGGCGAAAGAAUAUGUGUCAUCAUCAGCAAGGCACUCAACUCACUCUUCAGCAGUGGUUGUUUGUCACAACAAAAGAUAGAAGAACUGAUAAACAAACGCCUUUUUCUUUACAACCAAACCAAACAAACUUUACUGAAACAAGCUAUGUUUCAGAAACUACAGAACAAACUUUGACGACCAGUGAUGAACUACUGUCACAAAGUUCCACGAAUGUGACAGAACAACAAGCAACGAAAACUCAAGUUUUUGUGGGAAAUCAUAUGGACAAUAUAUUUCAACUACAACUGCAGAGUCAAGGCUUCCCUUUUCAAGCUGUAGCUAUUACGCUGGAUAUACUUCAGGCUACUUCCAGUAGACUGAGCUCCAUUGAGAUACUUUCAGACCUAUUUCUAGCUAUAUUGUUGAAAUAUCCACAGGAUUUGUUACCUGCUGUAUAUUUGUGUACCAAUCGAGUGGCAGCUCCAUGGGAAGCAGUUGAACUAGGAGUAGGAGGUUCACUUAUUUCCAAAGCAAUAAUGGAAGUAACAAGUGUUUCAAAGGAAACUUUGCGCUCGCUGUAUAAACAAUAUGGAGACUUGGGAGAUGUUGCACAAAUCUGUUGUUCAAGGCUACAGAGACUCUUCAAACCGAAUUAUUUAACCGCACAACACGUUUAUCAGAGUUUAAGAAAGAUUGCACAGACAAAUGGAGUCAAAAGUGUUUCUCGAAAGAAAAAUCUUAUCCAAUCGUUGUUGGUUGCUAGUCGCUCUCCUGAGGCUCGUUAUAUUGUAAGAAUCUUAUCACAACAUAUUCGAGUCGGUGCAGUUGAAAAGACAGUGAUUGCAGCACUUGGUAGAGCAUUUAUUAUUUUGGACGCUAUUCGUAGUAACGGGGAAGAAAUAACUUCUCGAGCACAAGUACAAAAGUACAGUAUAGAAAGAAAGACGGAAACCAAACUUCUGGUGGAAAGAAUGAAUAGAGCAUUUUCGGAAUGUUCUGAUUGGGAAAGGAUUAUAACAUUUCUAGUGAAUGAUACGCACUCUUGGAAUCAGUUGAACGAGUUCUGCAAGUUACAACCCGGGACACCUUUGAAACCUCAACUUGGAAAGAUUACAAAAAGUGUGGAUGAAAUGAUUAAAGACCUUGGAACAGACUCGGAUAUUAGUUGUGAAUGGAAAUAUGAUGGCCAAAGAUGUCAAGUGCAUAUUAUUGAAAAUGGAGUCGUCCAAUUGUUUUCGAGACAUUUAGAAGAUAUGACUAGCAAAUAUCCUGAUGUAGUUUCCAGUUUUGCAGAUAUUUCAGGAGUUACUAGUGCCAUUUUAGAUGCAGAGAUUGUCGCUGUCAAUCCUUCCCAUUCUCAGAUGUAUUUACCCUUUCAGUAUCUUUCUACUCGUGCAAGAAAAGAUGUUCAGUUGAAUCAGAUUACGGUUCAGGUUCGAGUGAUUGUGUUUGAUCUAAUGUUUUUGAAUGGAGUAUGUUUGAUUGAACAGUCCUUCCGUCAGCGAAGGCAGCUCUUGGAACGACACUUUAGAGUCCGUUCUGUCACACUACCAGAAACUCUCAUCUCUUCCCAGGUCAAUGAGGUUGAAGCGUGGUUAAACAGAGCUAUAUCCAAUGGAUGUGAAGGUCUCAUGUGUAAAGCAUUGGAUGGUCCCAAUUCUGUAUAUUAUCCUUCCAAAAGAUCUGAAGGUUGGUCCAAAAUAAAAAAGGAUUAUGUCGAAGGAAUUAGCGAUACGAUGGAUUUGGUUCCCAUUGCUGCAUGGUGGGGUAAUGGUAGAAAGGCAGGAUGGUUGAGUCCUUUCUUAUUGGCGUGCUAUUAUGAUGGUGAAUUCCAAAGUGUUUGUAAAGUUAUGUCUGGCUUUAGUGAUGAAGAAUAUAAAAGCCUAACCGAAUUUUAUCUGCGGGAUAAAACACUUCCCAUAAAGCCACCGUAUUAUCAAGUGGAUGAAUCUUUGAGACCAGCCAUAUGGUUACAAGCAUGUCAGGUAUAUGUUCUUUCAUAUGAGAAAAAACUCAACUUGACCAUUCCUUAGGUUUGGGAAAUUCGGGGAGCGGAACUGACA
Messenger RNA from Galdieria sulphuraria, 2072 nucleotides. RefSeq names its product DNA ligase 1. The transcript has 6 exons. Gene Ontology annotation, biological process: DNA recombination; DNA repair; lagging strand elongation. Gene Ontology annotation, molecular function: ATP binding; DNA binding; DNA ligase (ATP) activity. NCBI's taxonomy places the organism in Eukaryota, Rhodophyta, Bangiophyceae, Galdieriales, Galdieriaceae. The record is from RefSeq and is a predicted model, not a curated record. Bases 27 to 2042 code for a protein of 671 amino acids.